This is a messenger RNA of Paralichthys olivaceus (Japanese flounder), 1034 nucleotides long. The record is from RefSeq and is a predicted model, not a curated record. Lineage: Eukaryota; Metazoa; Chordata; Actinopteri; Pleuronectiformes; Paralichthyidae.
AUGGAGGUGCGUGACUGUCGCCUGGUCGGUCUGCUGGACCUCGCCCUGGAGAAGGAUUACGUCAGGGGCAAGGUGGCCGGCUUCAUGAACAAGCUGAUCGACAUGGGCGUGGCUGGAUUCAGAGUGGACGCCUGCAAGCACAUGUGGCCCGGCGACCUGGCUGCCGUCUACGGCCGUCUGCACAACCUCAACACCAAGUGGUUCUCAGGUGGCUCCAGACCCUUCAUCUUCCAGGAGGUUAUUGAUCUGGGAGGUGAGCCCAUCACAUCCAGGGAAUACUUCCAUCUGGGAAGAGUAACUGAGUUUAAAUAUGGAGCCAGACUGGGAGGAAUCUUCAGAAAGUGGAACGGCGAUAAGUUGUCUUACACCAGGAACUGGGGAGAGGGUUGGGGUUUUAUGCCCAACGGCAACGCUUUCGUCUUCGUUGACAACCACGACAACCAGAGAGGCCACGGUGCCGGUGGAGCUUCCAUCGUCACCUUCUGGGACCCCAAGCUCUACAAGAUGGCUGUUGCCUACAUGCUGGCUCACCCUUACGGAGUACCCAGGGUGAUGUCAAGCUUCCGCUGGAACCGACACUUUGUGAACGGAAAGGACCAGAAUGACUGGAUGGGACCUCCCAGCCACGGUGAUGGAUCCACCAAGUCAGUUCCCAUCAACGCUGAUCAGACCUGUGGAGACGGAUGGGUGUGUGAGCACAGAUGGCGUCAGAUCAAGAACAUGGUCAAGUUCCGUAAUGUGGUCAACGGACAGCCUCACUCCAACUGGUGGGACAACAAGAGCAACCAGGUCGCCUUCGGACGUGGAAAUCGUGGUUUCAUCGUCUUUAACAAUGACGACUGGGAUCUGGAUGUGACCCUGAACACCGGCAUGCCCGGUGGCACCUAUUGUGACGUCAUUUCCGGCCAGAAGGAAGGAAACAGGUGCACUGGGAAGCAAAUCCACGUUGGAGGUGACGGCCGUGCUCACUUCAAGAUCAGCAACAGAGACGAGGACCCCUACGUUGCUAUCCACGCCGAAUCCAAACUGUAAAA